GUAUAACUGAGCUUGCUACGAAGACACUAUCGAGGAUAACUUGGAAAAAACAAUCAAUUCACAUGCAGCAACUCAGGCACGCACUCGCAGUAGAAGUUGGCGAGGCUAGGCCUGAAGAAGAAAACAUGCCAGAAAUGGAACUCGUUCAUUCAGCAUGCGCUGGAUUGGUGGUGGUUAUUCGCGGUGUUGUCCACUUUGUCACUCAUUCAGCGUAUGACUUUUUUAAACGAACGCAUGAAUAUUGGUUUCCGGAUGCACAAUCCAACAUCGCAAACAUUGCGUCACGUACCUCUCAUUUAGUGCCUUUGAGACCGGGCCAUGUCAGACGACGGGCGACUGUGCAGAACGGAUACGACUCUAUCCACUUUAUCGUUAUGCUGCAGGGUUUUGGGGAGACCAUGCCGUUGCCUCCCCUAUCCUAAGUCAGCCCGUUAUGGAUGUACACCGUUGCAUAGAGCCGCCCAGAGUGGAGAUACAGCUUCUGUCAGGAUAUUACUCGAUCAUGGGGCUGAUCUGGAGUCGAAGACGCAUGGCAAUCAAACGCUGCUAUCAUCAUUUGCUACCACACAUGGGUGCGAGCCUGUGGUAAGGGAAUUGCUCGACCGUGGAGCUGACUUGGAGUCGAAGAGUGGCUCUGGCCAGACUCCCUUAUCACAUGCUGCUAAGAAUGGACACGAGGCUGUUGUUAAACUAUUAAUCGACCGCGGAGCCGAUUUAGAGUCGAGGAGUAAUACGGGUCAAACGCCGUUAUCAUACGCUGCUCAGAAUGGAAAGGAGUCUAUGGUUAAGAUACUACUCUCCUGUGGGGCCAAUCCAGAGUCGAUGGAUAAUCUUGGCCUGACGCCGACGUCACACGCCAUCGAGAAGGGGCAUCAUGGUGUUGUUAAACUCUUGCAGCCUACCUAGGCAGGUCUUAUUCCUUUUAGCUAGGAGCUCUUGAAACUAGUGCCUGUCCCGAGAGACGAAGCCGCUAUCUAGCUAGAUACAGUUGAUAUCUUCAUAGCAAUGGACAAAAACGUAAUGCGCAAUCUUCGUAACGCCUACCUACCUAGGUACAUAGUCAUGCAGCGUAUUGGUCGUCUGUCUACAUCACCGGCAUCUAGGUAGCAGAUAAAUAGAUCUAUGAAAACUGUGACCGAUAGGUAUCACGGAUCAA
Molecule: messenger RNA, 1156 nt
Organism: Hypoxylon fragiforme
Lineage: Eukaryota; Fungi; Ascomycota; Sordariomycetes; Xylariales; Hypoxylaceae
Product: ankyrin
Exons: 2
Coding region: 319-906 (195 amino acids)
Molecular function (GO): protein binding
Source: RefSeq, a predicted model, not a curated record